Sipha flava (yellow sugarcane aphid) is the source of this 1900-nucleotide messenger RNA. Its product is annotated as phenoloxidase-activating factor 2-like. Gene Ontology annotation, molecular function: serine-type endopeptidase activity. The transcript is spliced from 7 exons. Lineage: Eukaryota; Metazoa; Arthropoda; Insecta; Hemiptera; Aphididae. The coding region runs from base 352 to 1737 and encodes 461 amino acids. The record is from RefSeq and is a predicted model, not a curated record. Gene Ontology annotation, biological process: proteolysis.
CAAUGUUAAUCGUAAAAACAAACUACUCGGUUUAUAAUAUAUUUGACCGCCGUCGAUGGAUUCAGAGUCCGUUAGUCCGUUAGUACGUUAACGAUCAUCAGUGUGGUUUUACCGGUCGUCGUGUCACGGCUCCUCUCUCUACCUGUUGAAUGUAAAUAUUUGUUUUUAAUAAUGAUUUUUGUCGAUUGUUUCGCACGCUCGUACAUGGUAUAUCGGUGUAUUGCAUAGUGCAUAAAAUACGCGCAAACGGUUUUACACUCGGAUCGUUCCAUAACUAUUUGCAAUUUUUAAUUUAAUUUAAUUUUUAUCAAACUUUCGCAUUAUUACAACACGCAAACACAAUAUUAAAGUAUGUAUACUAUGCCGCGUACCAUCGCAAACGAUCGUUUUGCGUUUCGACCGAUGAUCGCCUUAGCAGCCGUCGCGAUCGUUUUGAGCUCCACAACCGUCGCCGUCGAUCUCAACAAUAAUACAAACUCGGUGGUCGACGAAUCGUGCACAUGCGUACCGUUCUACCAAUGCGAUCAAGGUGACGAGGUCAAAAUCCCGCUCAGCACUUCUGCUGGCUGUUUAAAGGAAUGGAUAUGUUGCCGUAAUAAGUCAAAUGAUACGAUUGGUGAAACUCUUACAGCAUCGGGACUUCAGUCGAACGAUAUUUCACUAGACAAUGGUGUUGAUCAACAACAGUGCACAUGUGUACCGAAAAACCAGUGUUUAAUUGACGAUUACAGUGUGCAACCUACUUAUAAUGUCAGUGCAGGAAAUUGCAGCUACGACCAAGUGUGUUGCAAUAAGAACCAUACUGUAAUUGGUGGUAUCAACGAGAAUAAUCAGAACAACAAUAAUAAUAAUAAUAAUAAUAAUGCACGCAGUUGUGGCGUAGGCAUACCAUCGCAAGAAAAUGAAACCGACCUUCGUAUUAUUAAUCACGAUUAUGAUUUUUCGAAAACUCAUUUUGGCCAAUUCCCGUGGAUGGUCGCUAUUAUGAAAACUUACAUAGACCCAUCGACUGGAAUGAAAACUAAUGAUUUUUUAUACUUGUGCGGUGGUUCAUUGAUACAUCCACAAGUCAUUUUAACAGCGGCUCAUUGUGUCAAAGAACAGAGAUUAAACGAAUUGAAAGUGCGCGUCGGCGAAUGGGAUACACUAUCUAAUAACACAGAACAAGGACAUCAAGAUAUCAGUGUUUCAGAAAUAGUUACUCAUCCGAACUUCAACAAUGGAUCUAUGCAUAAUGAUGUUGCACUGAUCAAACUCAGUUCUGAAGUAGCAUUCCAGCAGCAUGUUAACACAAUAUGCAUUCCUAACCCUACAGUACAAUCAAAUUACGACUCUGAAUCAUGCGUGGUGACUGGAUGGGGUAAACAUGCAUUUGAUAAAAAAGGUCGAUAUCAAAACGUUCUGAAAGCGGUUUAUUUGUCCAUGGUGCCACAUAAUGUGUGUCAGCAAAAUUUGACACGUACGCGCCUUGGACAACAUUUCGUCUUGGAUAAAAGUUUCGUUUGCGCCGGAGGUGCGAAUAAACAGGAUGCAUGUGCUGGUGACGGAGGUGGACCUUUGAUAUGCGCCGCAGCCGAAAACGCAAACACGUCGUCGAGCCUUAAGAAAUACAUCCAGGUGGGUAUCGUCUCUUGGGGCAUCGGAUGCGGUGAGGAAAACGUGCCAGGCGUAUAUUCCUCGGUGGCUGCCAAUUCGGAAUGGAUCAAUCGCCAAAUGCUCGACACGUUGAAGCAAUGAAAACGCAACGGACGUAAAAAUCACAUGUUUAUUAUCACAACGAUUAUUUUCAUAAUAUAAAUACGCGCACCAGUUUAGACUUAACAAUAAUUUAUAUAUAUUGUAUUAUACUUCUUGAGAAAAUAAUAUUCGUUCAAUUUGAACGAAAACAUUGCUAGUGUAA